AUGAAUAUUAACAUGAAAACCAAGAAAUAUUUGACCAACCAACUGCUUCAGAGGAAACAAAUGGUCAUCGAUGUCCUUCACCCUGGGAAGGCAACAGUACCAAAGACAGCAAUUGGGGAGAAAUUAGCCAAAAUGUACAAGACCACAUCAGAUGUCAUCUUUGUAUUUGGAUUCAGAACUCACUUUGGUGGUGGCAGGACAACUGGCUUUGGCAUGAUUUACGAUUCCUUGGAUUAUGCAAAGAAAAAUGAACCCAAACAUAGGCUUGCAAGGCAUGGUCUGUAUGAGAAAAAAAAGACAUCAAGAAAGCAGUUGAAGGAACGCAAGAACAGAAUGAAGAAAGUCAGGGGGACUGCAAAGGCCAAUGUUGGUGCUGACAAAAAGCCAAAGGAGUAA
Propithecus coquereli (Coquerel's sifaka) is the source of this 396-nucleotide messenger RNA. RefSeq names its product 40S ribosomal protein S24-like. The coding region runs from base 1 to 396 and encodes 131 amino acids. The record is from RefSeq and is a predicted model, not a curated record. The transcript has 2 exons. Gene Ontology annotation, cellular component: ribosome. Gene Ontology annotation, molecular function: structural constituent of ribosome. Gene Ontology annotation, biological process: translation. Lineage: Eukaryota; Metazoa; Chordata; Mammalia; Primates; Indriidae.